AUGGAGCCUGAGAACCCGAACGCCUACAAGCGGAGCUCGAUGCACCAAGCGCUCUACAGUCGCCCAGUGGAACGACGUUCAAGCAAGAAGUCUUCAUCAAGAGAUCGGCAUGGGAUGGUAUAUCCUGACAAUUUCCGAGAAACAUCCAUUCGAACCGUGACGCCAGAGUCCACCAACCAUUCCCCUUUGUCCGAGCCCGAGCACCUUACGGGCGGCACUGCAUCUUCACCUCACAGUAUCGCACGAUCACGAACCACCGAAUCAGAACGCAUUCGAAGUCUUCAUAAACACUCCGGGGGAGCCGAGGAAGAUACUCCAUUGGAAGGAAGGAGUCAACGGGCCCGAUCGCGAACAACAGCAGCCGAGGAGCAACGAAACGAGACCAAUACCUUUAAACCUCGAACGCGCAUCGGAUCUAUAAAUACAGCCAGUCCGUCCCAAUCAAAGGUCCCAGAGGAUCCUUCCUCCUCGAUUGGGUUUCCUUCCAUCCAGAAAUAUUCUAGUCAAACGGUCCCUCGCAAUCGACUGAGCAAGGCUGCCGCUGGCCUCGUUGGGGGAGGAAUCAACCAGGAUUCAUUCGCAUCGCCGUUAUCAAGCACAGAAGCCACAAAGAUCCUUCAAUUGAUGAAAACGACCUGUGGCAGAAUGCAUGGAAUCCUGUCCUUUCGGUCAGCCCCGACAACGUCCUGGACGUCCGGGUACUGCGCUAUCAACGUCGCGACUGGAAGUCUCAUCUACCAAGCCAAGGGGGAGCCAGCACUGGCCAAGACUUUGAUUCCGGACCUGCGCGGUUGCCGAGUUCGAACAAUGUUCGAUCCUGACCUCCAGACAACCUAUCUGAGCGUUCACACCUUUACUUCCGGGCUCGGAAUUCAAUUGCGGCCCCACGUUAACGAGACCUUUGACUCCUGGCUUGCGGCUCUUCUGUGUUGGCAGCCUAUUCGACCAAAAGGCGUUCAAAACAAGAUGACCAAGCCCCAGGAGGUUGUAAUGGGAGAUCGACGAAUCCCAGAGCGACGGCGAAACUCCGAGAGCUCGGCACAAAAGGACGCAACGAUCAUUAAAGUUGGCAAAAUGCUUCUAUGGGAUAAGCCGUCCGCUUCUGGCGCAAUGCCAGUGUCUGGACGUCGCGUUUCAACUUAUAGACAGUCUAGGGCUCUUUCUUCGUCAUGGCAAAAGGUGAGCUGCACGCUACAAGAAAACGGACACUUCAAGCUUUACACAGAGUCCGAUGUAUCGCUUCUCGCAACCGUGCACUUGUCUCAACUAUCGCGUUGCGCGAUACAACAGCUGGACUCUUCAGUGCUGGAUGACGAGUUUUGCGUUGCCAUAUAUCCCCAAUACGCGGCACACCCGGUAGCCGAGUCAAACUUGCGCCCUAUAUAUCUUGCCCUUGAGAGCCGCGUUCUUUUCGAGGUGUGGUUCGUGCUACUGCGGGCUUUUACCAUCCCAGAGCUCUAUGGUCCUGCAUCUCAAUUUCGCGAAGACCCCAAUAAAACACCCGAAGUUGAAGUACCAGGAACACCUUCGACCAAAGACAUGUUCCGAAUUGAGCGGUUUUUGAAUCUGAAAAUCGUGGAGGCAAAACUGUUCCGUGCCAAAGAAGAAGGCACGCCCCGAAGCCGCAAAGCAUCAAGAUCGCACGGGCAACCGAGCCCAUCCCCGAAGCUGAGCGACUACUACACCGAGGUGCUUCUUGACGGAGAGAUCCGCGGCAAGACUGCCGUGAAAUAUCGCACCGUGAACCCCUUCUGGCGAGAGGAUUUCGUCUUCAAUGACUUGCCACCGGUUCUCUCUCAGGCAUCUAUUCUCGUCAAAACCCUCAAUCCCACACAAAAAGACUGGACCCUCAUUUCCCACGGAUCAUACACCUCAAAUCAGGAUAUGAACGCAGCGAACAUGUUGAAUGAGAUUGAGAUCUCGACAAAUGAUGCUGUUUCCGGGCGGGUAGAUUUGCGCCUCGAAGAAUUGGACACUGGAGUGGACAUUGAAAAAUGGUGGCCUAUCCUAGAUGACCAAGACCAGCCCAUUGGCGAGAUGUUCAUGCGUGCCAGGAUGGAGGAAACUGUGGUCUUGAUGUCCGACGAAUACUCAGCAAUGUCGGAAUUACUCCAUAACUUCACCAAUGGGUUGACCAUCAACAUGGCGCAAUUGAUGUCAUCGGAACUCAAUCACCUCGCUGAGAUGCUGCUCAACAUCUAUCAAGUGUCGGGGUCAACGGUGGAGUGGAUAUCGGCGUUGGUUGAAGACGAAAUCGACGGGGUUCACAAAGAGUCGACUACCAACCGAUUGAGAUACACUACGCGCAUUCAUUCCAACAACACACAGGAAACCAGCCAAGAACGGGAGGUCCUUGUCAGAGACAUGGGAAGAACGGCUACCGUUGAAGCCAACCUUCUGUUCCGUGGAAAUUCGCUCCUAACCAAGGCUCUCGAUCUUCACAUGCGUCGCCUGGGCAAGCAAUAUCUCGAAGACACCAUUGCUGAAAAAUUAAAAGACAUUGAUGACAGCGACCCGGAGUGCGAAGUCGACCCAUCUCGCGUGCCACGUCACGAGGAUCUUGAACGCAACUGGCGGAACCUUACAGCCCUUACCAUCAGCGUUUGGAAAUCAAUCGCGGGAUCUGCAUCACGCUGCCCCCCGGAAUUGCGUCGCAUUUUCCGGCAUGUAAGAGCGUGUGCAGAUGACCGUUAUGGCGACUUCCUCCGAUCUGUGACAUACAGUAGUGUUUCUGGCUUUUUGUUCCUGCGCUUUUUCUGCCCGGCCAUCCUGAAUCCCAAGCUUUUCGGUUUAUUGAAAGAUCACCCCCGUCCUCGGGCACAACGCACCUUGACCCUGAUUGCCAAGGCUUUGCAGGGCUUGGCUAACAUGACAACAUUUGGCAACAAGGAACCGUGGAUGGAGCCGAUGAACAAAUUUUUAGUCGGCCAUCGCUCGGAAUUCAAGGACUUUGUCGACUCAGUUUGUGCGAUCCCGGCCGAUCGACCAGCUCCUAUUGUCACGCCCUCAUACACCACCCCUAUCCAGAUCCUCGGACGAUUGCCGCCUACUUCGCGCGAGGGAUUCCCCAGUCUUCCGUUCAUCAUCGACCAUGCUCGUUCUUUCGCCAAUCUGAUUCGUGUGUGGCUAGACGUAAGCCCAGACCGAUUCAACGACUUGGCGGGUGUGGACAUCAACCUUGCCAAAUUUCACAAAGAAGCCCUGCAUCUCCGAGCACGUACGGAGGAGUGUUUAACUCGCGCUGAGCAAGCCGAGCGGCCAAGCGGAACCCUGGAGAUCAAGUGGGAAGAAUUGGUAGACCAGAUGGAGCGAGCGGUGACCUUUCACGACGAAGCACCGAGCAAGCCAAGCACACCAGCAGCGACAGACCCAUCAAUAGCUGGUUCUGCCCCAACUCCAAACAGUCACCGCAAUUCGAUUGGGUUCUUUGCCCCUCGGCCUGCAAUCCCUCGGCGCUCCACCGACAACGCCGACGCUGAGGACGAUACACCACCAAGCUCAUCAUCGGCUACCUGGGACCAAAGCCGUAUUCCUUUCGCCAUCCCUCGCUGGUCUGACCCGCGUGAUAGCACUGGAAGCUCUAAGAACUCGUCAACCUACUCGCUGGAGUACACAGAGUCUUCCAAAACACGCAGAGCCAGUGUGAGCAAGGAAUCAUCCAGCAAGUAUCGUUUCUUCGACUUCGUGCCUGCUCCGUCUCGACGCAAAGCUAAGGACCGUGAACAAUCUCACAACCACUCGCACGAGGAUCUACGCAACGAAUCUUGA
Molecule: messenger RNA, 3768 nt
Organism: Penicillium olsonii
Lineage: Eukaryota; Fungi; Ascomycota; Eurotiomycetes; Eurotiales; Aspergillaceae
Source: the annotation of a GenBank genome assembly